Messenger RNA from Oncorhynchus tshawytscha (Chinook salmon), 6086 nucleotides. Its product is annotated as protein-methionine sulfoxide oxidase mical2b. The record is from RefSeq and is a predicted model, not a curated record. The transcript has 38 exons. Gene Ontology annotation, molecular function: FAD binding; protein binding. NCBI's taxonomy places the organism in Eukaryota, Metazoa, Chordata, Actinopteri, Salmoniformes, Salmonidae. Bases 307 to 5595 code for a protein of 1762 amino acids.
AUUUUCAGUAGUCAACUGACUGAGAUAGAAGUUGGAUACCUUGAAGUUUAUUGCUCGGUGGAAACGUUGUUUAUUCUGGAUAAAACAAGGCGUUUUGAUUAGGACAGCUGUCAUUUUGAAGUUCGUUUCAAUUGACACACAGAUGUCAAUGAAUGACAGUCUAUUUCUCAUUUGAGCGUGAGUGUACGACUGACCGACUUUUCAGAACCCGCUGAGAUGGCAGUCUGAUCAUAGUCUAACUAAGCCCGAGAGCGGCUGUAGACAGAGCGAGGGAGUGACGGACAGAUCAAGUCUCCAAAACAGAAGAUGGGUGAAAAGGAGGAUGAGAGGAGUGCCCAGGCAGGGCAACUCUUUGAGAACUUUGUCCAGGCGUCCACAUGUAAGGGCACUCUGCAGGCCUUUAGUAUCCUAUGCAGGCAGAUGGAUCUGGACCCGCUAGACUACAGGAACUUCUACAGCAACCUCAAAGCCACGGUCACCAAUUGGAAGGCCAAGGCCCUCUGGACCAAACUGGACAAGAGAGCCGGCCACAAGGAGUACAAGAAAGCCAAAGCCUGUGAGGGCACCAGGUCUUUGAUCAUUGGAGGAGGGCCCUGUGGCCUGCGCACAGCCAUCGAGCUGGCUCUGCUGGGGGCCAAGGUGGUGGUGAUUGAGAAGAGGGACACCUUCUCCAGAAACAACGUGCUCCACCUGUGGCCCUACACCAUCCAUGACCUCAGGGGCCUCGGGGCCAAAAAGUUCUAUGGCAAAUUUUGUGCCGGAGCCAUAGACCACAUCAGUAUUCGCCAGCUCCAGCUCAUGCUGCUGAAGGUCUCCCUCAUCGUGGGAGUGGAGGUCCAUGUUAAUGUGGAGUUUGUUAAACUGCUGGAACCACUGGACAACCAGGAGAAUGAAGGGCUUGGAUGGAGAGCUGAGAUUAGACCAUCAAACCACCCCCUCACUGACUAUGAAUUUGACGUGGUGAUCGGUGCAGAUGGACGCAGAAACACGCUAGAUGGUUUCAAGAGAAAGGAGUUCCGGGGUAAGCUGGCCAUCGCCAUCACAGCCAACUUUGUCAACAGGAACACCACGGCCGAGGCCAAGGUAGAGGAGAUCAGCGGAGUGGCCUUCAUCUUCAACCAGAAGUUCUUCCUGGAGCUCAAAGAGGAGACAGGGAUUGAUCUGGAGAACAUUGUGUACUACAGAGACAACACACACUACUUUGUGAUGACUGCAAAGAAGCAGAGUCUGCUGGACAAGGGGGUCAUCAUUCAUGAUUACAUUGAAACAGAGAAGCUGCUGGGCCAAGACAACGUGAACCAGGAGGCUCUUCUCUCCUACGCCCGUGAGGCGGCCGACUUUGGCACCAACUACCAGCUGCCCUCUCUGGACUACGCCAUCAACCACUGCAACCAGCCCGAUGUGGCCAUGUUCGACUUCACCUGCAUGUGCGCCUCAGAGAAUGCGGCGCUGUUCAGGGAGAAGUGCGGACAUCAGCUACUGGUGGCUCUGGUGGGGGACAGUCUAUUGGAGCCCUUCUGGCCCACGGGGACAGGCUGUGCUAGAGGGUUCCUAGCUGCCUUUGACACGGUGUGGAUGGUGAGGGGCUGGGCGCAGGGCAAGACUCAUCUGGAGAUCCUGGCAGAAAGGGAGGGCCUCUACAGGCUAUUACCCCAAACAACGACAGAGAACAUCUCAAAGAACUUUGAUCAGUACACCAUAGACCCGGUAACACGGUACCCUAACCUCAACUCCAGCUGUGUCAAGCCACAUCAGGUGCGUCACCUGUUCAUAGACGGGCAGCAGGACUCCUGUCCUCUGGAGCGGGGUGGAUCCACACGUAGUUCUGUCAAUCUCUCCAGACGAGAGUCGGACAUCCGGCCCAGCCGCCUCCUCACCUGGUGUCAGAAGCAGACACAGGGGUACAGGGGUGUGGACGUCACCAAUCUCACCUCUUCCUGGAAGAGUGGCCUAGCACUCUGUGCUCUUAUACACCGCCUCCGGCCAGACCUCAUUGACUUUGACUCCCUGAAUGAGAAGGACUCGGCCAAGAACAACCAGCUGGCCUUUGACAUAGCAGAGCAUGAGUUUGGUAUCCAGCCUGUGACCACGGGGAACGAGAUGGCUCUGGACCAGGACCCAGACAAGCUUAUGAUGGUGCUGUACAUCUCCAAGCUUUACGAGAUGUUCCGCAACUCGCCUGCAUCCAUCACUGGUACAAGGGAAACGGAUGAGAACAAUGAAGCGACUUCAUCGGAGUCUGCACACUCUGUUUACAACUUAAUGAACCGAACACAGCCCAAAAAAAGGAUCCCAAAGGAUAACGGGAAGUUGCAGGCGAACGACCCGAUGAACAAAAGACGAAGAAAGGGCAGCACCUAUUUAGAGGAGUUGUCCUGUCAGAGUGCUCCCCCUGCAGGUGACGGUGGGGAGCAGAAUAAAGUGCGCUCAAUGGCCACACAGCUACUGGCCAAGUUUGAGGAGAAUGCAUCGCCCGGCAGUUCCCUGCGCAAUAAGUCUGAUUUGAACUCCGACUCUGAUUCAAGCCGUCCUUCAUCUCCUUCUCUGGAUAUGAUGGAGAACCCACGCUUCGCUAAGCCCAAGAAACAGCCCCCUCCCUCGCCUCCACCCCCACGCCCCAAGUGGCAGCCGUCCAUCUAUAUGCGACUCUUAGAAGAGCCUGCAGCCGUGGCGCAACCGACUCCCCUUCACGUUCCAACAAGGGCCUGGAGUCCUCCUCCACGUGAUGAUCAAACACAGGCCUCUCCGCGCGCAGACUUGGUGCAGCAGAGAGUGUGGAUUCCACACACCGAAACCCCAGAUGACGUAGAUUACCCAGAACAACCUUCUCCUGGCCCCACAGGGAAGAGUGUAGAGAAGCUGGAGCGAAAGAUGAGCCAGAAAAAAGUGCAAACCGUAACUAUCGGGGAAUUUAACAGGAAGAGCAUAAAGGAGAGAGCUGUGCUUCUGCGUUCUAUGUUUCCUGAGUCCGAGACUCCUCUAGUGAAAGAGUAUAAGACGGAUCGAUCGGCCUUUGUUCCUAAAAUCACUUCAAUACACCCUGUCCCUGAACCGUCUGCUCUGUCUUGCGUCUCUUCUCUUACCCCAACAUCUCCUGUGCAUCAUUACAAGUGCGAUGGAAGUGCUGCAUCAAGUAGACUCAUUCAAACGUCAAUCGAAUGUCCUGUGAGUUAUCAAGCUGAACCCUUCAAGCCUGACAUGUCUGCCGAACAGUGCAAUGGGAGUGCUGGAUCAAGUAUUCAAAAGCCAAUCAUUCGAUUUGAGAGUUACGAAGCUGGCCCUUUAAAGUCCACCGAACAGUGCAAUGGGAGUGCUGCACCAAGCGUAAUGAUUAAAAAAACAAUUGAUCAAUCUGAACGCUGUCCUGCUGAGCCCUCUAUGCCUGCCAAACAGAGGACAGUUGGGAGGGUCUCUUCUCACAUAGGCGCUAGGGCAGAAACUCUAGCCAUCCUUUAUGAAACUGACCACAGGCCUAAUGCCUUGCCGUGUAUCGUGCGGAAGGAGUUCCCUCAGAACCUGGGAGGCAGUGACAUGUGUCACUUCUGCUCCAAGCGUGUGUACGUGAUGGAGCGACUCAGCGCUGAGGGCCACUUCUUCCACAGGGAGUGUUUCCGCUGUGACGUCUGCAGCUCCACACUACGCCUGGGAGGACACGCCUACGACUCCCAACACGGCAAGUUUUACUGCAAGCCUCAUUAUUCUCAGCGUCGGUCCAGCCUACAAAGUUCAAGCAAGUUCCUGAGGAGAACGGAGGACCAGGGACGUCUGACAUCUUCGCCGGACCGGAGUGACCCCUACUCGGCCACAGACAGCCUGCAGAGCCAGCCCUCAGGGCAUCGCUACAGAUACACGGGCCUGUUGAAUGGACUGUACACCCGCAUGGUGCCUGAAGUGGCAGAGGAGGAGGCCGUGGACCUUGACAUGCCUGACUCCAACAGGACUGCCGACGCGGAGAAACAGGACAACUCGAAUACUUCUCUCCGACCACAAGAUUCUGCACAAGAGAAGAAAGAACCUUCCGGUUCCAAUUCAUCUCUCCUGUCUGGGAACAGCCGUUGGAAGAGGAAGAUCCGUGCUACUCUCCCUCUCAUCCUGGUCAGGCACUUCUCACAUGAAAACGCUACAGAAAAAGAGGAGCCCAUCAUUGAAGAGGCCAACUUUGAUUUCAACGUGAUUGAACCACCACAGGUCUCCCAUGAUGGUCCUAAACUACCUCCAGAUUCUCCGAAUCAGAAUCCAUCGAUGGGUAAAGAAGCGCCUCCUGUCACCAAAGUGCCACAGCUGGAGGAAGCAGUCGGCCCAAAGAAGAGGCUGACCCUGUCCCUGUCUGAGAAACAGAAGCUCCUAGACUGGAACCUGGUUACUCCAGAAGAGGCCCAAAGCCCUGGAGGAGGAGACCCAUCCAAACACUCCAAACCUGGGGACCAGAUCCUCCCAUUGCCUCAGGUAGAGGCAGAGCCAGUCCCAGCUCAGGCCCAGCCGGCACCGUCCAUGUUCCAGAUUUGGGCAAAUGCCUUCAGAAGGUCUUUUGGAGUACCAGGGACAUCCACAGACUCCAACACAGUGGUCACCAGGAGGAACAACAACGGGCCCACCAAGCCCAGGCCUCUGUCUGACGGCGCCUUCAGCUUUAGCUCCCUGUUUGGGGCUACUGCCCAAAGCCAGGAGGCCGAACCAGUGGGAGUGGGUCAGAAGAGCCAGCCGACCCCACACCCAUGCAAGGCCUCCAUGGGUGAUAGACCCGCAGACCUUCCCAUGCUACUGGACCAGGUGUCCCUAGGCAGCAACAAGUCUGUGGGAUCCUUCACCACAGACGACAUGGCCUCACUGCCGCCCAGGAAGCUCAACUUUUUCUCCUACCUUAGGCUGAAGAAGAGAGAGGGGCCGGAGAGCGUGGGAGCGGGGGUUCUGGAGAAGGACAUCAGGACCAUCCUGUCCAACAUCAGGAACAAAGCCUCCAGCGAACAGCAGAAGGAUGAGUCCAACUCCUCAAGUGACGAUGAGCUUGUCAUAGCCAAACCUUUGUCCCAGCCGAAGACCCAUGGGAGCUCAGAGAGACAGAGGAGGAGGCAGGAGGAGACUGUGAUUCAACAGGACAAGAGAGAGCAGCUGAAGAGACUCCACAGAGCCCAGGUCAUACAGAGGCAGCUGGAGGAAGUAGGGGAGAAGCAGAAGGACCUGGAGGAGAGAGGGGUGACCAUUGAGAAGGUCCUUCGAGCCGAAUCCCCAGACAAAGGUGAUGGUCUCUCUGAUGAGCACGAGCUCCUUCAAAUGUGGUUCAAGCUGGUCCUGGAGAAGAACAGACUGGCACGCUAUGAGGAGGAGCUGGUCAUAUUUGCUCAGGAACUCGAGCUGGAGGACAGACAGAGUCAACUACAGAGGGAUCUACGAUGCAGGAUGUCCAUAGACGAUUCCAGGAAGAGCCCCAGUGAGCUGGCGGAGGAACAGGAGAUGCUGACGGAGAUCAUGAAGGUGGUGGAGAGGAGAGACACUCUGGUCAGCCUGCUGGAGGAGCAGCGGCUGCAGGAGAGGGCUGAGGACAGAGACCCGGAGAGCCUGGUACUGUCUAGAGGCUACCAGUUCCACUGGACCUGAAGAGAAUAAGCCCUCUGGGGCAGGGAAAAGGCUACAGCACCAUGCAGCUCCACAGGCAGAAGAGACAAGUGACUUCACUACUAGUGACUACCCUACUGGAUUUGGCCGCACGUGGCAUGAUGACCCUUUUGAAUAUGUAUAUCAAUUUGACUUGUCAAUUCCUACUUGAGGACCACACCUCUUAUGGACCUGAGGGUUGUACAUCAAGUGUUUGUUUAGGCUAGUCUCCCGAGACAGCCUUCAGAAAUUACUGUAUGCCUUACCAAGAAAACCUUAAUGUUAUGCAGCCUUAUAAAUAUAAUAAUAUUGAACACUUUUUCAGUUGCACUGGAAAGCACUUAUAAACACUACAGAAACCCAUAGAUUCAGCCUAUCAAAUGUUUUCCCUCUCAAAGAAAAAUAUUGCUUAUGUACAGUACCAGUCAAAAGUUUGGACACCUACUCAUUCCAGGGUUUUUCUUUAUUUUUACUCUUUUCUACAUAAUAGUGAA